Messenger RNA from Linum tenue, 1285 nucleotides. The record is from the annotation of a GenBank genome assembly. Lineage: Eukaryota; Viridiplantae; Streptophyta; Magnoliopsida; Malpighiales; Linaceae.
CCACAGUCCUCUCCCCGUUUCACAUUUGCAGCGCCAAUUUCUUUCAUUCGCCGCUUUCGGAACUGCCCGACGCUCUGGCCAAACCAAGUUCCAACUCACACACGCACCUUAUCUGUCAAAUAUUAAUUGCGAUACCGCUGUUCUUCUAUUUCUUCCAGACCAACCCAACUACCCAGCCAAUUAAUCGUAUAGGGAUAAGCUUUCAUCAAGAUAGGAAGAGGGAAAAGGAAACCAAAAUAUCCAUCCUUUUUGGAGUUCCAAUUCCAAUCGACGCCUCCUCUCUUUCUCUCCCUCGUCGCGAUAGCACCACCGUUCCCACACCGCCUCUGCUUCGACGGUAGCAACCGGCGGGUAUCGCUUUUUGAGGAAUGGGGGUUUCAGCAUCUGUCCCUGAGAAAUCUAUCCAUGAAUUCACCGUCAAGGACAGCAGAGGUAAGGAUGUUGAACUUAACGACUACAAGGGGAAGGUUCUUCUCGUUGUUAAUGUAGCUUCCAGAUGUGGAUUCACGGAUUCGAAUUACACCCAGUUGACUGAUCUGUAUAGCAAAUACAAGGACCGAGGGUUUCGAAAUUCUAGCAUUCCCGUGCAAUCAAUUCUUGAAUCAGGAGCCAGGCUCGAGUGAGGAGGCACAGGAGUUUGCUUGUACAAGAUAUAAGGCCGAGUAUCCAAUUUUCCAUAAGGUACGUGUUAAUGGGAAUCAGGCUGCACCAGUGUACAAAUUCCUGAAGACAUACAAGAGUGGAUUCCUGGGUUCAAGGAUAAAAUGGAAUUUCACCAAGUUCUUGAUCAACAAAGAUGGGCAAAUUGUGGGUCGGUUUGGCCCAACCGUUGCUCCUCUGGCGAUUGAGAAACAUAUCAAGAAAGAACUCGGAGACGAGGAAUGAGAAGUAAAUGCACAAUCAUGCGAAGAAAGGAAUGAGCAAGAUGGGUUAUCGGUGUGGUUACCCUAGUUGUAUAUUCGAGCCCUAUUUGUACAUUUCGGUUCUGGUUUUGUGGUAUGAGAUGGUGUUGACCAAGAAAAGAGAGCGCUUUUAGUAAAUUUGGUAUGUGUGUGUGGUGGUCGUGAGAUUCGGAUUCCUUCUCCUGUUUGUACUUGCAGCAGAACUGAGAAAUUAAGAUCAAGAUCUGUUAUCAUUUCAUGGGUGGUAAUUUUUGUUUAUGAAAGGGGAACUAGUCAAGCUGAGUUCGAGUUGGAUAUCGGAAAUCGAAAUGAUAAGAUUUAUCAGUUACUUGCUUGUAACCGAUUCGGUUAGUGGCUAAUCAUUAAUCAAUAACAACCUUCAU